Capronia coronata CBS 617.96 is the source of this 6912-nucleotide messenger RNA. RefSeq lists its product as uncharacterized. Bases 1 to 6912 code for a protein of 2303 amino acids. The record is from RefSeq and is a predicted model, not a curated record. NCBI's taxonomy places the organism in Eukaryota, Fungi, Ascomycota, Eurotiomycetes, Chaetothyriales, Herpotrichiellaceae. Gene Ontology annotation, biological process: protein phosphorylation; telomere maintenance; DNA damage checkpoint signaling. The transcript is spliced from 3 exons. Gene Ontology annotation, molecular function: protein binding; protein serine/threonine kinase activity. Gene Ontology annotation, cellular component: nucleus.
AUGGCUCUGGCGCCUGGGGCAAGACAGCCACAUGGAUUUGAGCCUCCGCCAUCGUCUAUCUUGGCCACUCAUGUCGUCCGGGGACAGGGUGUCCCAGAUCUGGAUCGACACCAUUUCAACCAGUUGUUGACUGAAGUGCUCGGCUCCAACGACGAGGGCCAGCCUAACCUGGGUGAUGAUGUCUCCGUCAAUCACAAGCUCAUCUGUAUCAUAUUUCAAGUCGGCAUCGAACCAGCCCUUGAAGAAAAUCCCUUUAGAGCCGCGGCUGCUUCAGGUAAGGUCGAUGCUCAGCUGAGACGAUGCCUCGCCGUGCUGCAGGUCGCUAUCGAGAGAUCGCCCCAAGUUCUUUUUAUGAUAUCGGAUCCUCCUGGCAAAGACGUGACUGGUCCACCAUGUCCACUAUACUACUGGCUGAUCCCUAGACUUCUACCGGUUAUCCCCCUGUGCCAGGAGGUCGAGGCUCGAGAUGCCGUGCUGGAUGUCUUCAAUGCCAUGCUUGAAGUUGACAAAAAGUGUGCAACUGCAUAUUCAUGUGGCAAUGUCUUAGAGUUCUUGAGAAGGUGCAUAUCAGGUCUUGUCAAGAUCACAGCCUCUCUCCACAUCCGACAUCCCCGAAAAGCCAUCAUCAUCGAUCCCGAGGACUUUGCCACUGCAGUGUCGGAUGUCACCCGUGGUACUCCUGUCACCAUACCAGCCCUCAAGUUCCCUUCGCUCCGCCUGCUGUUCAUGACCCUCGCUCGUUCGUUGAAGGUCGUUUCCAAGCAUUCCGAAACUGCUCAGGACAAAUUGCAAUUUUGGAAAGUCUUCACGCGGUUCCGUCAGUUUGUGGACGAUUACAGUGAUUUGACAAUCGAGAAGGAUCCAUCCGAGGAAUUAUCCCAUGAGAUUCGCAGCUUGAACAAUACACCGCGUCGGCCCCGUUCAAAGCCGGCCACUAGCAACAUCGCCGAAACGUGGCCUGAGAGCGACAGGGCUCGCAAACGUCUGCGCCUCUCCACCGACACUGAAGAUGGCCUCCCAAACCAGAGUUCGCAACAAAAGGUCUGCCGUCGAAUUACCAUGGAGCUCACAGGCCGCGCCGUCCCUGACCUCGAUGGACUCAGUCAGGCAGCGUCGGCGAAUUUCCGUCGUCUAUCCGAAGACAAGCAGUGCGCUGCCCUUGAAGCAUUGGGGACAGCCGCCUGCCAACUGGCCCUACAAUCGCAGGAAAGUCAUUGUCAAAUAUGUGACGAAGGAAGCGAUUCUGCAAACACUUCUGAAAUCCCUGUUGCAGCCACGAGUGAAGAGCUACUCAAGACCUUGGUAGCCCUUGUUCAAAGCAUUUCGCGGCAGUCGAGGGCUCGAGUGGCAGCCAUGUCGGCACUGCGUCGUGUUCUCAUGCAUACGGACUCGGCCUCGGAUUUGAAACUGAGUCAGACACCUGCCGGUGACUGGUGCCUUCAGUCGCUCAAGAGUUCAUCUAGAGAUCUUCGCAUCACCGCAACUAGAACUUUGCAAGCCUAUGUGAUGAGGAGGAGGAGCGUCGACGUUUCUCUAAUCCGGGAAAACAGAAUCACCGCAUUGGACCUUCUGCAUAUCCUCUGGGAAAAGGCCGAGGUUGCCGUACAGGAGACCUCUGUGAUGGCUCUGGUACAAAUGGCUCAAGUGGUUGGUGAUGAAGAAUUGAACAUCAUUCUCGUCAGAUUGAUCGAGUAUCUCGGCCACAGCAAUCCUUACCUUAGCGGUGUGGUAUAUGCGGAGAUUCAACACCUGGCGGUGGCUAUGCAUAUGUCUGUCUGGCUCCUUUUUCGUCCGUUCUGGCGGACUCUGGGUGUUGUCCUGGCAAAAUCACUAACGAACCGCCCGAACGUGGCCGACCAGUUAUGUGAUCUUCUGGGCAUGGACAUGACUGGACUGAUGGGACAUACCGCUGAAUACGCCCUCCCCUACCUUGUCCUCCACAAGGAGCUAGACACCAUCAGACGCUUUGCAGAGGCAAAUGGUUCGUCCACCACCCCGUUUGACCUCUGCACCCAGGGAAAGAAUCUCAUUGCAAUACUUUCAUUCCUACUGGUACAGCCCUUCUCCGAUGCCGAACAGUCAAUCAUCUCUCUGUUAUCCGAAGUCUCGGAAGAUUUUGGGAAAAAUGAUCUCGCCAGUUGGGUUGCCCUGGAUCCAAUCCACAUCACCUGCGAAUUGCUCAAAGUCAUCGGCGACAGUGGACAGGGGAAGUCAUCGCGCGUCUAUCAAGCUCUCCAACUUCUUGCACAGUUGGUGGCUCGUCAGCGCGGGCAGUCUUCUGGGUCCAAGCGCAGUGACAGCAUGGGGUCCUUUUUGGAGAAUAACGUUCUCGCAAUCGUCACCCAUUUCACUGUUCUUUUGAAUGACCUAGAAGCGAAAGAGCCCAAGGUGGAGAAGCGCAGAUGCCUCGCAGCGCUAGGAGAAGUGGUCAAACUAGGCAAGAGUCGUGUGGUCCGAGCCUUGCCUCAAAUUUGCGCCUGCCUAAGAUCAGGCCUUGAUGAUAAAGAACUGUGCAACGCAGCGUUCAGCUCCUGGGUGGCCAUGAUUAGGUCACUCAAGAAAGACGACUUGGCACCCCUUAUUGACCAGACCUUAGCAAUCAUCGUCCGGACCUGGGACGUGCUGGACAGUCCUUCACAGCAGCUGGCUCACGAUGUGGUCGGCGAGUUGUUGCGCAAUCAUACUGCACUGAUUCGAGAGCAAUUCAGCACCAUGCCGUCGCUUGCUUCGAUCCCACUUCUGGCCAAGUACGAGGCUGAAAUCAGCGCCCUGAAACGCCAGAUGGACGAGCGGCGUCAACUCGCUGCAUUUAUCCCCAGACUACAGGACGAGAACCUGGUUGUCGUCCAACAGGCCUUGAACGAACUUCCACCACUUUUGGCUCAGAAGCAAGAUCUACUACAGCGCUCGAUCCUGCGAGAACAGCCAGACGAGUUCGUGGCAAAUUUGACGCGCGCUUUACUUGAGUGUUGCGUCCGGUUCAAUACAAGCAUCGAAAUCGGUACUCUAUGUGGCCAGUGCCUGGGUCAGAUAGGUUGUCUGGACUCUAGCAAGAUCGAAAGCGUGAAAGAGCGGAAGACCAUGGUGGUCCUAUCAAACUUCGGAAAGGCAGACGAGGUGAUCGAAUGGGUCUUCUUCUUCCUCCAACAUGUCCUAGUCAACGCAUUUUUGUCUGCAACAACGACCAGAGCGCAGGGGUUCCUUGCCUGGGCCAUGCAGGAAUAUCUCAAGACCUGCGAGCAGGACAACCCUUCUCGACAUGGCGAAGGUAAUCUCGCUUCACGGCUGUGGGCGAAGCUACCGGACAGCAUCCAGAACACACUAACGCCGUUCUUGAGCUCGAAAUACACCGUACAAGAAAUCAGACCGCCGGAGAAAAGUCAAUACCCAGUUUACCGGCCCGGCAUGAGACACCGAGACUGGCUUCGGACCGUGACUCUGGACUUUCUCCACCGAGGAUCUGGGGACAACGUGGACAUUAUGUUUGGAAUCGCUUGUCGUAUCAUCCACGGUCAAGACUCUUCCAUACCUGCCUUUCUCCUUCCCUACACCGUGGUCAAUCUCAUCGUCAGCGGCAUCGAGCGUGAUAGUGAAGAUAUCCUGGAGGAGAUCACAUGCAUUCUCAGCUUGUCAUUAGACGGUCAGGAGCGUCGAGUUCAGGAUGACAUCAAACUGUGCAGUCAGACGGUAUUUGAAAUCCUAGACUAUGUGUCUACCUGGCAUCAACAGAAGCGGAAGCAAUAUGCCAUGGGCGUGGCCAGAUCAGACCGCGGACACAACGAUCCCCUUCUGGAGAAUGCUGCAGCACAGAUACGGAGCAUUGAGCGAGUGCUGGAACGAAUCCCCCCGGACAUACUAGCAAAACGGGCACUCGAAUGCAAGUCUUAUUCCAGAGCGCUCUUUCACUGGGAACAACACAUCCGCAAGUCAAAGGCUGACGAUAUGGAAACGGAGCUGCAAAGAAUGCAGGAUAUAUAUGCUCAGAUCGAUGAACCGGACGGUAUCGAAGGCAUCUCAUCCCGGAUGUAUGUCCUCGACAUCGAGCAACAAGUCCUCGAACAUAAGAAAGCUGGUCGAUGGACGGCGGCUCAAAACUGGUACGAAAUGAAACUGCUGGCUGAUCCAGACAAUAACGACGUGCAAAAGAACUUGAUGGAUUGCCUCAAGGAAUCUGGACAAUAUGAUGUGUUGCUCCAUCACUUUGAGGGAAUCAAACGCCGAGGCACAACCUCUGGGACUCUUCUUGCACCCUAUGCACUGGAGGCUGCUUGGGCCACUGGUCAAUGGGAUCGUCUGUCCAGCUACGUCCCGAAAAGCGGCGGGUAUGAUUUUGCUUCUCAUCUGGCAGAGUUGAUGCUUGCUGUCAAGAACAACGAUACCGCAAAGGUGACACAGCUUUUCGAGGAGUUGUACGGCACUGCAGUAUCGGAACUGACCCCAGCGACCAUAUCUUCAUUCCAAGCCAGUCAUGAUACCUUGCUGAAAAUGCACGUCCUCAGCGAUGUGCAGCUGAUAACGUCGAGUGGUAAAGAUGACCGAUCGUCUGUUCUGGAGACUUUGAGAGGCCGCCUCGAUGUCCUGGGGUCGAAUGUAGCUGAUAAGCAGUAUGUCCUUGGAGUCCGACGCGCUCUGAUGUCUUUGCGACAAGACACCUUCACCUCGGACGAUGUUGCAGCAGCGUGGCUUUCGAGUGCCAGGCUGGCACGAAAGGCUCGAUCCACCACUCAAGCUUUCAAUGCCGUUCUCAAAGCGUCGGCUCUGGGCGACAAGUCUGCGGCGAUUGAACAGGCCAAACUCAUGUGGCUCGAGGGACACCAUCGAAAGGCAAUCCAGAUCCUAGAAGGAGCGAUCGAGUCUGGUGCUUUUAUAGCCCACGACUAUAUUGCCGAGAAUGGGCCGGUCACCAUGACAGUCGAACAGCGUCAUUCCCAGAACGAACUCAUUGCCAAAGCCCACGUCUUGCUCGGCAAAUGGCUUGAUCAAGCCGGCCAGACCCAGUCGGAUGCGAUCCUCAAGACAUUCCGCAAGGCCACGGAAAGCUUUCGCAGAUGGGAGAAGGGUUGGUAUAACGUUGGGCGUUACUACAACAAGAUCCUGGACUUGGAGAAAACGAUGCCUCCUGGCAAAGAAAGCCAGACAUAUCUGACUGGAGAAACGGCGAAACUGGUGAUUGACAACUAUCUGAAAUCACUCACCAGCGGGAGCAAAUACAUCUUCCAGACAUUGCCCAAGAUUCUGACACUGUGGCUGGAACUCGCAGAGAUGGCGGACUUGCCGAAAGACCCACGACGCGGCAACGACAGUUUCCACAUGCACAAUUCGGCACAACGAAAGCGAGUUAUUGAGGAUACAAACAACCUGAUCAAGAGAUACAUUGACCGCCUUCAACCAGUCCUGUUUUACACAAUUCUGCCCCAAGUCGUUGCUCGGAUUUGCCAUCGAGACCAUACAAUCUCCGGAAUGCUGGGGAGCAUCAUCGUCAAAGUCGUGCGGGCGUUCCCUCAGCAGGCGAUGUGGACACUUCUGGCCGUUGUGCAGUCGAAACAAAAGGACCGAGCAAAGAGAGGAAUAGAGCUUCUCAGACAGAUAUAUGAGACGGAGAAGAAGUCGUCGAAAGGCGGAACGGCCAGUGCUGUAGAGCUGAGAAACCUGUCGACCAAGGGGCAGACUUUCAUCACAGAGUUGAUCCGAAUCUCCGAAGAGCCGAUCAACGAGAAGGUGUCCCGCAUCAGCCUGUCCGCCAAGUUGGGCUUCAAGCACGAAAUCGCACCACCGAAACUGGUCGUGCCGAAUCAAGCCUCCUUGAUACCCAGCAUGCCGACCAACUUCGAGGCAGCCCAGCUCAAGGCGUUCCGGCCAUUUGCCAAAGAGCCGGUGACGAUCUCGGGAUUCCUGGACGAGGCGCUCGUGCUCUCGUCUCUGCAGAAGCCACGAAGACUGACGAUCCGCGGGUCCGACGGCGCCCUGUACAACGUGCUGGCCAAGCCCAAAGAUGACCUCCGCAAAGACCAGCGACUCAUGGAAUUCAACACGAUGAUCAACCGGGUGCUCAAGCGCGACGUCGAAGCGGCCAAGCGCCGCCUCUACAUCCGCACGUACGCGGUGGUGCCGCUCAACGAGGAAUGCGGGCUCAUCGAAUGGGUCGACAACCUCAAGACGUUCCGCGACAUCAUCCUCAAACUGUACAAAGACAAAUCCAUCCAGCCGAACUACAUCGAGAUCCGCAACCUGCUGGACGAGGCGUGCUCCGGCGACCCGGACAAGAUCCAGAUCUUCCCGACGCGCGUGCUCAGCAAAUUCCCGCCCGUGUUCCACGAAUGGUUUGUCGAAAGCUUCCCCGACCCGUCUGCGUGGUUCAACGCACGCCUGCGCUACACGCGCUCCGCGGCCGUCAUGUCGAUCGUCGGCCACGUCUUGGGGCUGGGCGACCGACACGGCGAAAACAUCUUGUUCGAAGAAGACAACGGCGGCACGCUGCACGUCGACUUCAACUGCCUGUUCGACAAGGGCCUGACCUUUGAGAAGCCCGAAAUGGUGCCCUUCCGCCUCACGCACAACAUGGUCGACGCCAUGGGCGUGUAUGGCUACGAAGGCCCGUUCCGGCGCUGCUGCGAAAUCACCCUGACGCUGCUCCGCUCCAACGAGGACGCAUUGAUGACCAUUCUCGAAACCUUCCUGCACGACCCCACCACCGACUUCAUUAACUCUGGCGGCAGGAAGAAGAAACAGGUCAACGGCGUGCCGAAUACGCCCGUCGAGGUCCUCGAGGGCGUCAGAGCAAAGGUCAGGGGCAUGUUGCCCGGUGAAAGUGUGCCGUUGAGCGUGGGGGGUUAUGUCGAUGAACAGAUCAGGAGGGCGACCGAUAUGGCGAACCUGGCCAGGAUGUAUAUUGGCUGGUGUGCUUUCUUUUGA